Molecule: messenger RNA, 333 nt
Organism: Xyrichtys novacula (pearly razorfish)
Lineage: Eukaryota; Metazoa; Chordata; Actinopteri; Labriformes; Labridae
Source: the annotation of a GenBank genome assembly
AUGCGCAACCAACCUACCAUCGCCCUGGGCCACCUCCUCCCAGAAGGCACCCCCACCCCCCUAAUUCCAGUACUGAUUAUUAUCGAAACAAUUAGCCUUUUUAUUCGUCCCAUCGCCCUUGGUGUUCGACUCACUGCCAACCUAACAGCAGGGCACCUCCUUAUUCAACUUAUUGCCACCGCUGCAUUCGUCCUAGCUCCCCUAAUGCCUACAGUUGCAUUACUAACCGCAACACUCUUACUACUACUAACCCUCCUGGAGGUAGCUGUGGCUAUGAUUCAGGCCUACGUCUUUGUCCUGCUUCUAAGCCUGUACCUUCAAGAAAACGUCUAA